UGUUUUUAUUCUGAAGGAUUGGAGGUGGAAGUUUUAUUGUUUUUGCUGAGGGGUCAAACUUACAGAGACUUUUAGGUAAAGCUGAUUGUUGAACAGCGACAUGAUGCCCAGCACUACAGUGACGGACAUGUAGGGAACUUUUGAACAGAUAUUAAUGAGCUUAAGUGUUUUCUUUGAGUCGAAGCAGCUUUGACUGCUUCUCAUUCUUCCGUCUGAUUGGCUGAGUUCACCGUGUCUGUCAAGUGCCUCCUGUUUUCCCUCUCUGUGGUGCAGCUGUAUAUUUACAGGUGCAGCUCCGAUAUGACUAAGAGAAGCACGUCUCUGCAGCUUGUCAAAAGGAUGCUGAACCAUCAAUGCAGAAGGAACCCUGAGCUUCAUGAGGAGCUGCAGAUUCAGGCUGCCGUGGCAGCGGGGGACGUCUACACCGUCCGGAGGAUGCUGGAGCAAGGAUACUCGCCGAAGAUCCGAGACGCCAACGGCUGGACGCUGCUUCACUUCUCUGCUGCCAAAGGGAAGGAGAGAUGUGUGCGAGUCUUUCUGGAGCAUGGAGCCGACCCCACAGUGAAAGACUUCAUCGGAGGCUUCACAGCUCUCCACUACGCUGCCAUGCACGGAAGAGCACGCAUCGCUCGACUGAUGCUGGAAUCGGAGUUUCGCAGUGACAUUAUAAACGCAAAGAGCAAUGACGGCUGGACGCCGCUGCACGUGGCCGCCCACUACGGCAGAGACUCGUUUGUGCGCCUCCUCCUCGAGUUCAGGGCCGAGGUGGACCCGCUGAGCGACAAAGGCACCACGCCGCUGCAGUUGGCCAUCAUCCGCGAGCGCUCCAGCUGCGUGCGGAUCCUGCUGGACCACAGCGCCAACAUUGACAUUCAAAACGGCUUCCUGCUGCGAUACGCCGUCAUCAAAGGCAACCACUCGUACUGCCGCAUGUUUCUGCAGAGGGGAGCGGACACUAACCUGGGACGCCUUGAAGACGGUCAGACACCCCUGCACCUGUCGGCCCUCAGGGAUGACGUGUUGUGUGCCCAGAUGCUCUACAUGUAUGGGGCCGACAUCAACACCAGGAACUAUGAGGGCCAGACGCCGGUAGCUGUUUCUGUUAGCAUGUCCGGGAUCAGCCGGCCGUGUCUGGACUUUCUGCAGGAGGUCACAAGACAACCUCGGACUCUACAAGACAUGUGUCGAAUAAAAAUCCGCCACUGCAUCGGCCUUCAGAGCUUGAAAUUCCUGGAGGAGCUACCGAUUGCGAAGGUCAUGAAAGACUACUUAAAACACAAGUUUGACAAUGUGUGAACGAGGAGAGGAGAGGCGGACUAAAAAACUCUGUGCUGUCAUAUUUAAAGACUAUGCAAUAACCCUGCUCCUCGUGUGGAGGAGACGUCCAUGAGCUCAAGUCCACUUUGUUCAUCCAGUACAACACAUUCAACAGUUCUCAUGAUCCUCAUUUGAGCCUUCUGAUCUCAGAACAGGUGCUUAAGGAGUCAAAGAAGUCCACCUCAUGUGAACAUUUCCAACGGUUGUUGUCAGGAAAAAAGGAAAACCUCAAUUCAGUGGAGAAAGCAUUGUUACUGUGGUUACCAAGAAAAUGUGCAUGUUCUCCUUGCUGGGUUGGAUCAUAUAGUAAAACAACUCCCUGACUUUGUUCUAUUGAUUGAAUAUGAAUCAUUAAAUAGCCAAAAAAAAGCACUUAUGAUGUGCACAGUGCCAACUAGUUAGGAGUCUGCCCUGCAUGAGCAUGAGCAGAUCAUGUCAGCAGACCUCUGUUUUUUUAUAAACCGUAAAGUGGAUUGAAAUGUGAAGUUAAGGACUGCUGCAGGGUGCUCGGACAAAGUCAGGGUGUGUUUCUCACACUAAACACACUGGAUUGGAUUUACUCAAAUUAAAUGUGUCAGAAUAUUCAUUGCAUUUCUAUGCCAAGUGCUUUAAAACAAUACGAUCUCUGUUGUUUUAAUAAUCAAUAGUAUCACAAAACUGCUGAUCUUUAGUCACACGUUUAACCUGGGCUGCUGCGAACAAAAGAGAGAGAGAGAACUGUCUACAUUGCACAAAAUCAUUGGCAACAUUUCCAAUGUAUGUGUGCAGUUUAGAUCUCUCUCUCUCUCUCUCUCUCUCUCUCUCUCUCUCUCUCUCUCUCUCUCU
This is a messenger RNA of Labrus bergylta (ballan wrasse), 2142 nucleotides long. NCBI's taxonomy places the organism in Eukaryota, Metazoa, Chordata, Actinopteri, Labriformes, Labridae. The record is from RefSeq and is a predicted model, not a curated record.